AGCACCGGAAACUGGGUCAACCACCGGAGGACUUCCGUCAACAAACACCACCUUCACAACCGGCGCUGUCGUUUCACAACAUACUGCAUUUAUUGUAGUGACGUCCAUUGGGAUUCAUGUUAGUUAGAAAAAAUGAUUUGCAUGAAGAAAAUCUUUUUUAAAAGUAGUCCCCUGAACGUCGGACGUGUGUUUGGCGCCUGCAGAUGUUUCCACGCAGAAACAGUCCGACGUGAGCGCAGCGGCCUCCCGAUAGUUCACCACGGCGGGUACGUGUGCGACCUCCCGCCGGGCCACAGGUUCCCAAUGGGCAAGUUCCCGCGCGUCCUGCGCUGCUUGAUCAACGACCAGGUCAUCACGGACAAACAGGUGUGGGUCCCUGAAAUUGCCUCUAAAGAUUUACUGAGCUGUGUGCACACUGAUGAAUACUUGACCAACUUCAUACAUGGGAGAGUAAAUGAGCAGGACCAAAAACGGACAGGUUUCUCCUGGAGUGAGGGCUUAGUGAGUCGCUGUCGAUACGAAACAGGUGGGACUGUUCUUGCCGCUCAAGUGGCUCUGCAGCGGGGGCUGGCCUGCAGCACAGCAGGAGGAACUCAUCAUGCUUUUCCAGGCUAUGGUUCAGGGUAUUGUCUCAUCAAUGACCUGGCAGUUGCAGCCAAAUACCUGAUGGGCAACUCGUCCCCAAAGAGGAAGGUUCUGAUUGUGGAUCUCGACGUGCAUCAGGGUGAUGGCACAGCUUUCAUAUUUAAAGAGGAACCGAGUGUGUUUACAUUCUCAGUGCAUUGUGGGAAAAACUUCCCCCUCCGUAAACAACAGAGUGACCUAGAUGUCAGCGUGGAGGAUGGGCUGGAAGACGAGGAGUACCUCUCCAUAGUGGAAGCCCACCUUCCCUGGCUCCUGGAGACCUUUCGUCCAGACCUGGUCCUGUAUGACGCAGGAGUCGACCCUCAUCGAGAGGAUGAGCUUGGGAGGCUCCGUCUGACUGACCGAGGGCUGUAUAAGAGAGAUCUGUAUGUGAUGAAGACCAUGGUGAGCAGAGGUGUUCCUGUCGCUGCCGUUAUCGGAGGAGGAUACUCGAGAGACAUCGACAAACUGGCCCUCAGACACUCCAUCGUCCACAGAGCAGCAACUCAGGUUUGGAGGGAGUUUGGGAUGUGAAACCUUUAUCCUCAAAGCCACUUAAUCUUUUGGAGCCAAUGACAGUUUUAAUAUUUUGUAAAAUAAAAAAUCCGAUGUGAACCACUUCUUUAUAUAUACAGAUUAUUUAUAUACUGUACAUGUAACAGCAUUGCAUUUCUAUCAAGAAUUAAUAAAAAGAUAUUGGCGGCAA
Molecule: messenger RNA, 1330 nt
Organism: Scophthalmus maximus (turbot)
Lineage: Eukaryota; Metazoa; Chordata; Actinopteri; Pleuronectiformes; Scophthalmidae
Gene: hdac12
Product: histone deacetylase 12
Exons: 8
Coding region: 133-1158 (341 amino acids)
Molecular function (GO): histone deacetylase activity
Source: RefSeq, a predicted model, not a curated record